AUGCAAGGCAAAAGCAAACUUCACCGACUCCAAGGAAUAACAAGAUGCAGGUUCUUGAAGGUCUCUUUGAACCUCGUCCCCUGCAUGUUGCACGACACAGAGGUCACCCUCCAUGUCUUGCAAUGCCACUCAGGUCGGAUUCGGGGUUUAUGUUUGUCGUCUAUACCCGCUCCGUUCUUUGCCCCGGAGAGCUUGAAGACAACAAUAGACCAACGAUGUCCACGUAAACGUUUGGUAAAACUUAAUCAACAACAUCUCGGCCCUGAUACCACGCGUCUCAAAUAUAUCAACAACGCAAACAGACUGCCUGACGCAAAGGCUAUCAAGUUGCAGGUCGAUUGGCUCCAGGGCCUGAGAGAUGCCGCCGGCCGUGGCCCAGCGUUCAACAUUAUACUGUUGAUUAAGCUUGUGACCAGAAAGGCCAACGGGCCCAUGCGAGUAGUGUUCUGGCUUGUCAUUGUCACGCGAUGGCGAGCCUUGGCUCAUGGCAAGCACGCUGCUGUACACCAUCAACCAUUGUUUGCUGCAUUCAUCAUUUGCCUUUGUUGA
Messenger RNA from Colletotrichum navitas, 549 nucleotides. RefSeq lists its product as uncharacterized. The record is from RefSeq and is a predicted model, not a curated record. Bases 1 to 549 code for a protein of 182 amino acids. NCBI's taxonomy places the organism in Eukaryota, Fungi, Ascomycota, Sordariomycetes, Glomerellales, Glomerellaceae. The transcript is spliced from 2 exons.